AUGUUGAAUUGCGAUUACUCCCUCAUCAAUGGUGAAGAGGACGCCCAUAUGCCCUCCGACGCCACAAUUUCUGUUCGUGAAGCUCCUGCUAUUGUGAAAUCUUACUAUGACCAAAGAAUUGUUGGUUGCCCUGGUGCAGAAGGGGAGAAUGAGCAUGAUGUUGUUUGGUUUUGGCUAAAGAAAGGAGAAACAAAUGAAUGCCCAAACCUUAUAAAGAAUAAUACGGUGUCCUUAAAUGAAGUACCCCUGGAAGCAGAUGAUGUUGUUCAGAAUGUUCAAAAGGACGUGAUAUCAAAAACGGAUGAGAGUUUUACUCCCUCAACAGCUGAUAAAUCAUCUGCAACCAGUCCAAUGAAAAUAUCAAGUGAUUUGAAGCGCAACCUCCAUGACAUUUAUGAGGUUGAUUGUAGAGGUGAUUUGAGUUUAACAAAAUCUAAAAGAAAAUCAAUAGGAGAGGGAAAUCCACUUUUAGUUCCAAAAAUGGAAAAGUGA
Messenger RNA from Lactuca virosa, 492 nucleotides. The record is from the annotation of a GenBank genome assembly. Lineage: Eukaryota; Viridiplantae; Streptophyta; Magnoliopsida; Asterales; Asteraceae.